CCCACCCUCACUCCAGCUCUCCCCUUCCCUUCCCCUUCCCCUUUUCUACAUUGUUUCGAGCAAUUUCUUCACAAUAGUACGUAAUGCUCGUCAAGACUAUUGCCUUCUCCCUUGCAGCUUGUGCCAGUCUAGUCACAGCUGCCACUAUCCCCCCUAGCAAGUUCGUUGUUUUUGGUGCCUCGGGCGAGGACAAUGGCAGUACUGCGCAUCUUUCGACGAUGAGUGCAUACUGGAACGGCCGCUACAGCUCUGGCCCUGUCUGCUCGGCUACACACUCAACGACGAUCGCCUAUGGCGGUGCCACUACUAACAACCAGUUCGUCUACGCCCAAGGCAAAGAUGGAUCGAUCAAGUCUGUCAAAGACGCAAUUGCCGACUACCUGGGCAACAACACCAAAGAGACUACUACCCAGCGCGCUGGUCACUAUGUGCUGACCGACAGUGGUGGCAACGAUGUUUUCUACUCUCUCGACAGCCUGGCCGCUGGCACCGACACCCCGGAUGCCUUUGCUUCCAAGCUGGCAACGUACGUCUAUGCCAAUGUUGCCACUCUUCUUGACGCUGGAUUCCGCAAGAUUAUCAUUGCCAAUAUCCAGCCGGUUGGAAUCAUGCCUAUCACUACCGACCUCGGAAUCACCGACCUGGGAAACACACUUGAGACUGCCAUCAUCAAUGCACACAAGUCCGCCCUUGCUUCACUAAAGACCAAGUACGGCAGUGCUGCCAGUGGUGUUCGCAUUUUUGAUUUGGCUUCCGCAACACGUGUUGCCAACGACUACCAGCUCACCGAUGCUAUGGCCAUCAAUCCGGCCGACCGACAGAACCUGCUCGGCGUUGUGCUAUACAACUGGGAUUAAGACGCCGGCCUGGGCGCUUAGCGUGCAAAACUUCCUGACCAUUGUCAAAAACUACAAUAUCGCCAGCGUCAACGGCACCAACAACAUUGUGUGGAGCAGCUAAACAUACG
Linderina pennispora is the source of this 967-nucleotide messenger RNA. RefSeq lists its product as uncharacterized. Gene Ontology annotation, molecular function: hydrolase activity, acting on ester bonds. The coding region runs from base 84 to 857 and encodes 257 amino acids. NCBI's taxonomy places the organism in Eukaryota, Fungi, Kickxellomycota, Kickxellomycetes, Kickxellales, Kickxellaceae. The record is from RefSeq and is a predicted model, not a curated record. The transcript has 3 exons.